GUUGCUCAGAGCGGGAAAAGUUGCAGACUGAGAUGGGUCAACCACCUCCGGCCUAAUCUCAAGAAGGGUCCGUUUUCGGCGGAUGAAGAAAGUCUCACAUUGAAUUCCAUUCAAAGCACGGCAAUAAAUGGCUCGUAUGCGUCCCUGCUACCUGGACGGACCGACAACAAAAUAAAAAACUUUUGGAAUACAAGAAUUAAAGGGACCCAAAAAGCAACGUUGCCCGUAUACCCGACGAACGUCUUGUACCCUAAUAAUCACUUACAGCGGCGGCAACCGUACGAUGUUUACUCACGAUUUAGCCCCUAUUCAAUUUCGUGUGGCCAUUGUAACUAUCCGACUUUGCCCGGCUUAACGCAGCACCGUGGUGGCUCGUUCCUCUCGGCUUACAGUUCCUCCCAAAACACAGUAGCAGCGGCGACCGUAGCAGCGGAUUUUCUGGGGAGGGCAACGCCAGAGCCAACAGCACAAAGCGUUGCCGGUAAUGACGUAAUUGCACCACCUGAACAAACAGAGGGCUCGUUUAAUUCGCUUGGUGAGACAAGUGUAAUUGGAGACAGCCAAACAAGGCCUGGAGCUGAUAAUGCGGCCGCGGAAGAGGUGACAAAUGGUGGUGGCAUGGUGGAAGUCCACGGCAGCGCAGUGGAAGAUGUUGCCGGAACUGGCGGCGAGGGUUCAGCUCCUGGUCAACCUUCCAAUGAUAUUACAAAUUAA
Thlaspi arvense is the source of this 714-nucleotide messenger RNA. Lineage: Eukaryota; Viridiplantae; Streptophyta; Magnoliopsida; Brassicales; Brassicaceae. The record is from the annotation of a GenBank genome assembly.